Molecule: messenger RNA, 366 nt
Organism: Coccidioides immitis RS
Lineage: Eukaryota; Fungi; Ascomycota; Eurotiomycetes; Onygenales; Onygenaceae
Exons: 2
Coding region: 1-366 (121 amino acids)
Source: RefSeq, a predicted model, not a curated record
AUGGCAUCGAGGGUUUGGUCCGAGAAGGAUAGGGGUUCAACCCCCCUACACUGGGGCAGUUACGCGCGGUCCCCCCAUCCUCCAAACAUCAACAUCAACAUUGACAGCAUCCACCAUCGUCCGUCAAUCAGCCAUCCAAAUCUCAUCAUGGCAACACCCGAGUACCAUCCGUUCAAUAACCCGCGGGAGGUUGGCUGGCUCAUGGCGGAUCUUUUCGAUCUGUACUGCUCCUAUGAGCCAGACUCCUUCAGCUUUGAGUGGCUGCAAAAAACAACUGACCUAGAAGUUUAUUGCAAGGACGCCACGGAAGAGAAGAUGGAUAUUCCAACAUCACCUGCUCUCCUAAAGGCUAUCCACAACUGCUAG